Molecule: messenger RNA, 579 nt
Organism: Closterium sp. Yama58-4
Lineage: Eukaryota; Viridiplantae; Streptophyta; Zygnematophyceae; Desmidiales; Closteriaceae
Source: the annotation of a GenBank genome assembly
AUGUGCGCGGCAUUUGGGAAGGUCGCAGCGAGCGUGACGAGGAAGGGGGGAGACACAGAUGAGAAGACGGAGAUGGCGGCACAGGCGUUAGCGGCCUCCGCCUGCGCCGUGUGGUGCUUCGUCGAGACCGGUGCGUCGGUGCUCGGUGCUGUGGGCGAAGGGAAGGCGGCCGCGAUGGUGGCCGGUGCGAGCGAGACUACCACCGAUGACUUCAAGGUGGUCAUGCAUGCAGUGUUGGAGGUCGAGAUCAAGAGGGAGCCAGUCUUAGGGGAGGUUCCCCACAACGUCGUGCCGACGCUGCAGAGUUACGCUCUGCCGAGGGUGUAUCCUGGGGGAGAUAGGGGAUUCGACGCCGACGUGAUCGCUAGAGCGACGGUAGAGACCCUGGCGUUCUGGGGAAUGUGCGCUGUCGCCGCGCCCAAACUCGAAGAGCUCGGCAUCGAUGUGACGUGUGACGCGCAGAUGGAGUAUGAUCUGGACCACAGGAGGAGGAAGGGGCAGAGGGGCAAGCAGGGCAAGCAAAGCAAGGCGGGGACGAAGGGCAAGCAUGACAAGGGCAAGCAUAGCACGGCGGUGUAG